AGGCGCGCCCACCCAGUCCGCUACCAUUGGUCGCUGACGGCACCGUCACAGCACCCACAGUGCUUUGCUGCUCUCCCCGACAUUGAUCAUGGCGUCGAAGGCACCAGUGGCAGGUGGCAGACUUUUGCUGGGCUUCAGGAAGUGGUACUACAAUGCGUGCGGUUUCAACAAGCUUGGCCUAAUGCGAGAUGACACUAUCUAUGAGGACCAUGAUGUGAAGGAGGCUAUCCAUCGCCUUCCAGAGCGAGUGUACAAUGACCGCAUGUUCCGCAUCAAGAGGGCACUUGACCUGUCCAUGAAGCAACAGAUUCUUCCCAAAAAUCAGUGGACAAAAUUUGAGGAGGAUGUGCAUUACCUUGAUCCCUACUUGAAAGAAGUUAUCCGUGAAAGAAAAGAGAGGGAAGAGUGGCAGAAGAAAUAAGAUGCACAGGAGGAGGUGAAAGCCCUUGCUCUUUGGUGUGUUGUCCACUUCCUUGUAUUUAAGAUGAUGUUUAUCAAUUGUGAAGUCCCUGUACUUAAUAAAUUCCUUUCUGACAAGUUU
Molecule: messenger RNA, 541 nt
Organism: Pygocentrus nattereri (red-bellied piranha)
Lineage: Eukaryota; Metazoa; Chordata; Actinopteri; Characiformes; Serrasalmidae
Gene: uqcrb
Product: cytochrome b-c1 complex subunit 7
Exons: 4
Coding region: 89-421 (110 amino acids)
Biological process (GO): mitochondrial electron transport, ubiquinol to cytochrome c
Source: RefSeq, a predicted model, not a curated record